Molecule: messenger RNA, 3852 nt
Organism: Debaryomyces fabryi
Lineage: Eukaryota; Fungi; Ascomycota; Pichiomycetes; Serinales; Debaryomycetaceae
Exons: 1
Coding region: 1-3852 (1283 amino acids)
Biological process (GO): protein K11-linked ubiquitination; anaphase-promoting complex-dependent catabolic process; metaphase/anaphase transition of mitotic cell cycle
Cellular component (GO): anaphase-promoting complex
Molecular function (GO): molecular adaptor activity
Source: RefSeq, a predicted model, not a curated record
AUGGGUUCAGAACCUGGCUUUCCUGAUUCGUCCAAGACAAAAUCUGGAUAUUCCUCCUUAGAGUUUGCAGUUUUUCGAAAAGAUAUGAUUUUAACUAAAAUAGACUCUUUCAAGGUAAAUGUUGAUAAAUCACAAAUUGAAGUUUAUGGUUUGACUUAUGAAGACCAGGAAGCAAUAGUGGUGAUGAAUAAAUCAACUAAGGAAGCUCAAGUUCAUAUAUUUCAACAACUGUCAAGCCAUAUUCCUAGAUAUCAAUUUUGCUAUAAAAUUCAAUGCGAGCAUUGUAUUCCACUUAAUAACUCCAAACAUGAAGGGUAUUUAGUGGUUUUGAAGGAUGAGCAUUUGCUUACUUUGGUUAACCCUUUCAUAGAUGUUGUCACUUUAAAUAUAGAUUUGGCUGGAAAUUUCCCUCCUAUAAAACUGUUACAGUCUUCAUACAAUGAAGAUGUAGCAUUACAAUCGAAGUCAGGCAAAGCAUAUAUAUUAAAACUAUUAUUAGAUCCGUCAAACGAAUUAGUACUCAAGUGUUUACAAUGUUUUAAAUACCUUUCUGGUUCGAAGAUCAAUGAAACAAUUUGGGUUUUAUGGCGCUCAGCACUUCUGUUAGAUGAAAAGAAAGAUGACUGGAAUGCAUUCGUAAUUACUUUACUAAGUUUGAUAUACCCCUUUCAGGAUGACUAUCCAUCAGAAACAACAAAUGAUAUUACAAGGAUGUUACCUAAAGCAAAACGUUUGCAUAAUAUUUCUCACUUCAAUUAUACCUUCUCCGAUUUAAUUCCUUACGUUGUCAUUUCAUUACACUUGAUAAGAGAAGAAAUGAAACUUGAUAUUUUAGGCCAAUCGAAUUUAAAUAUCUUAGGCAUGUUCUUGACUCAAUUGACUACAUGGAUGGGAUGGCCUGAAUCCUGGAAUAAAUAUUAUAUGAUUGAUAUGGCUAAUAUAGAAAAUGUCACAAGGUUCCUUCUGGUUUGUGUUUUAAGAUCACCCCCAAACCUACUUGCAUCGUUGACUAGUUUGUUCAGUGACAAUCUUGUUCCAUAUUUGUUUUUUUCGCAACUAGUGGAAGAAAGCGAUGCAGUUGAUGAAUUGAUAACUCCAAGAACAUUUCAUAUCCUAAAAAUCUUCGAAAUAAUUGUAUCACCUCAUUACGAACCUACACAUGUCAUUGAUAUGAUGUGUAAAUAUGGGAUUACUAUGAACGACUUGGAAACAUAUCCUCCUGGAAUAUAUAUUCCAUUGAAAGAAGCUGUCCUGAUUUGUCAAGAAAAUCCUGCUUUUGAAUGGACUAGCAGAACUCUAGAAUUGGUUGGAAGAAAGGACUUGAGCAUGUUUUUAGAUACUGAUGCAUUUCAAACUCCAUCUGCUCAUUAUACUGGACUUUCAGGCUCGACGACACAACUAGUCACAAAAGAUAUUAAUUAUAUCUUGGCUAAUAUUUUUGACAAAAAUGAAUCUGUGGUUGCAUGGGAUGGUCAAUCUGAAGCAGAUAGAAUAAAUAUCACGAAAUUAAUAUUUGACUAUGAUAGACGGUAUUAUGAGAUUACAACCUUGCUUCACCAAACAAAGACACAAUCAGCAACUUUAACAACGGAUGAAGAUAUUAGCGAGUAUGAUAUGUUCAUUUUGCAGAGAGAGUUAGCAGCUCUUGUAGCUCUAAGAACUCUAACUAUACCCUUGGGUAGAGCUGCAUUGUUUUACGCAGGUAGAAUGCCUUUAUUGACAGAGAAAUUUCCAAUUCCAAAAUUCAGUUUUAGUACUCUCAUUGCACCUACCAUGACAAAUAUUAUCUUGUCUAAAGGAGCUAUAAGUGAAAAUGUGUCGGAGUGGGGGUAUUUUCAUAAUGGUGUUUCCUCGGGACUAAGUAUCAGUAAGGAAUCAAAGGGGAUUUCUGGUAGUUGGAUAAUUUUUAAUAAACCGCCAGAACUAAAUUCGCAACACGCUGGUUUUUUGUUAGGUUUAGGCCUUAAUGGGCAUCUCAAAAAAUUAGAAGAAUGGCAUAUUUAUAAUUAUUUAGGCCCAAAGCAUCCUUUAACAAGUGUAGGGCUUUUGAUCGGUAUGGCUGCUAGUAUCAAGGGAUCGAUGGAUAACAAAUUAACAAAGGUUUUAUCCGUUCAUGCUGUUGCAUUAUUACCGCAGGGUGCCAAUGAUUUGAAUGUUCCCAUCAUGGUCCAAACUGCAGGUUUAAUAGGAAUUGGAUUGCUUUAUCUUGAAAGUCAGCAUCGUCGGAUGAGUGAAAUACUACUUUCGCAAAUCACCAGCUCAGUAUUUCAGAAUGAUACUGAACAAAUUCAUGAGGGAUAUCGCUUAGCAGCGGGAAUUUCAUUAGGAUUUGUGAACUUGGGUAAAGGUAAUGACUUAAGAGGGUUAAACGAUACACAUGUUAUAGAUAAGCUAUUAGUGCUAGCAAUAUCUAUGAAAGAUUUUCAGCCAAUUCAAGAGUUAGAUAAAUCGUGUUGUGGAGCUAUUAUUGCUUUAGGUUUUAUAUAUAUGAAGACUGAAAAUAUUGCGGUAGCCAACAAAUUGAAAGUACCAAAUACUGAGCAGUUAUUGGAUUACAUCCGACCUGACUUGCUUCUAUUAAGAUGUGUUGCAAAGAAUAUCAUCAUGUGGGAUUCUAUAGAAAAUUCUAUUGAAUGGGUCAACAAUGAGAUCCCAAAACCAUUAUUAGAGAAAUAUUCACUUGAUAACAUUGAAUCCCUAGAUAGUGACCAGUUAGGAUAUUUCAAUAUUCUAGGUGGUGCUUGCCUUUCUAUUGCUAUUAAAUAUGCUUCAACUCACGACAAGAAGGCUCGUGAUACAUUGCUAUAUUUCUUAGAUAAAAUGAUGAUUAUUUCAGUAGCUCCCGCCAACAAUUAUGAUCAAAGAAUGGCGUAUCAUUGUGCAAAUAAUAUUCAGGAUCUAAUUGCAUUGAGUUUAUCUGUUAUAAUGGCUGGAAGUGGAGACUUGGAAACAUUUAGAAGACUAAGAAUUCUACAAGGAGAAACUAAUAAGGACAUGGGCUAUGGAAACUACAUGGCCAUCAAUACGGCUUUAGGAUUUUUGUUUUUAGGGGGUGGUCAGUAUGCUUUUAGCAAAUCAAAUUUUGCAAUUGCCUCCUUAUUAGUUUCGCUAUAUCCAAUUUAUCCAAAUGAAAACAGCGAAUACGAGGUCCACCUACAGGCGUUAAGGCAUUUUUGGGCGUUGUCAGUUGAACCUCGAUGCUUGAUUGUUCGAGAUGUAAAUACUCGCAAACCAUGCAAGGUUCCAGUUACCAUCAAAUUGAAAAAUGGUGAAGUCAAAGAAACGUUAUCGCCCUAUUUAUUGCCGAACUUGAGUGAUAUACUAAUGAUAUCUACUAAUUCACCAGAUCAUUUUAACGUUCAAAUCGAUUUCCAAUUAAAUUCGGAGUAUUUGGAAAUAUUUAAGAAAACCCUCACCAUAUUUGUAUAUAAAAGACGUAAUUAUCAACUUUUGAAGACGUCUAUUGGAACCUUAUUGAACAAUGAAAACAAAAAGCUCCAGGUUGAUAAUGGUGAGGUCCGCAUAAACAGCGACGUCUCAAAAUUGCUAGACUUAAAGUUCAUGAAAAAGCUCAAUACCUUUGAAAAGCAGAUCAUUCUCUAUGAAAGUAGUGAAAAUGAAGGAGAAUAUGAUUCGCUUACAAACAAUUCGGGCUUGUCAAUUUUCAAUAUCAUUGAUAAUAAGAUUGAAAUGCAACUAAUGGCUACAAAGCCUAAGACUAUUGAUGAAUUGUGGAACUUAAAACUCAUUUUUGCAUUUACUGAUAGGCUACUCAAUGACAAUUUACAUUUCAUUAGUUUGGGCUUUAUAGAACAGCUUAAACAGAAUAUCUGGAAAUUAUCCAAUUCAUAG